Messenger RNA from Fusarium graminearum PH-1, 366 nucleotides. RefSeq lists its product as uncharacterized. Lineage: Eukaryota; Fungi; Ascomycota; Sordariomycetes; Hypocreales; Nectriaceae. The record is from RefSeq and is a predicted model, not a curated record. The transcript has a single exon. Bases 1 to 366 code for a protein of 121 amino acids.
AUGAAGCCCAUCAACGCACUCCUCAACGACUUUUCUCAUCCGGAUUGGGAUACACUGAAGGAAUGGUUCCUCCCAGACGCAGGCGUGACUCUGUACCGUCCACCGUCUGAGCCAGCGCCCAUGACAUUGGAGCAGUCCAUACGGCGUCUACAAAACAUGAUCAAGAGCGGCAUCACCAUGCAAGAAAAGCUUCACCACGCUCAGGUGCGGAAGCAUGGAGAUUUGGCUUUGGUAUGGGCGCCUUUUGUGGUGGAGAUUAAUGGACAGGCCAUGCAUCACGGUGUGAAUGCCUUUACGCUAUUCAAGAAGAGUGAUAAGUGGUGUUUUGGAGGAUGUCAGGACUAUGGGGUUCCUAUAAGCGGAUGA